UGUUUUACAAUGCGAAACUUGCAAGUAAGGGACAACGGCGUGCUAAAGAUCUGGCCCCUUCAAUCCUUCCUCACUCCUUCAUCUUCCACUUUUCCAUUCUGCGUCCCUCCAAUGGCAUCGUAUCCUUUCUAACAACACUAAUUUUUUCCUCCGUUGAAGAGCAAAACUAACGCCCUGGUUUCUCUGUUGGCCUCUUUCAAACACUUGCUCUGUUUCUUCCAUGAACCCAGCCUCUUCCUUCUGUUUUGCAUGCUCGUCCACUCGCCUCACUGCAACCCUUCUCUCGUUCAUGGGUAUAUCCCCUUUCGGCUCUUACCCACUCGGGCUCUUUUGAGAGUUUGGGAAGUCCAAAGUCUCAGGUUUUCGCGUUAAGGUUCUCCAUAGCUGUGUUCUUACAGGGCGGGAACUGUGCUGAUGAAUCAAUAUUCGAUUUAGGUUCAUGCCAGCUGAAGGGAAUUUGCGUCGUUUGAGUAUAGAAGUCAAUAAUUGUCUGGACGUGCUGAAGCUUUCCAGCAUCCUAUUAAUGGAGAAUUCACCCGAUGUGCUUGGCUCAAAAGGCUUGAUUAAAAAAAUUGAAUUUGUGAGGAUCAUCAUUCAGUGCCUAUAUGCAUUAGGGUAUAGUAAGUCUGCAUCAUGCUUGGAAUUGGAAUCUGGUAUUUCAUUCAAAUCUGCCGAAUUUCGGUUGCUUGAAUCACAAAUACUUAAUGGGGAUUGGGAUGGUUGCGUUAGCACUCUUAAUUUAAUGAAGGAUAUGAUUGAUGAAACUAGAGAAUCCGCUCUGUUUCUUGUCUUCAGACAGUGUCUUCUGGAGUAUUUGAGUUGUGGCCAAGAUACUUUAGCUUUGAAUGUAUUAAGGAAUCAGGUCUCUUCAUUACAUGUGGACAAAUGCAAGGUUCACAGCCUGGCCAAUAGCAUGCUUUCCUUGAAGGAUACGGAGUUAGGUUUGAUAGAUGGAUCCAUUGUCCAUGAUUUGCGAAGAAAGUUGUUAGCUGACUUGGAGAAAUUGAUCCCUCCUCCAAUUACAGUACCUGAAAGAAGGCUGGAGCAUUUAGUAGAAGCUACUCUGACUGCCUGGACUGAUUCUUGUAUGUAUCAUAGCUCAUCAGAUCCAAUUUCACUUUAUGAGGACCAUUGCUGUAGUCGGGAUAACAUUCCUACUGAAACCACUCAGAUCUUGACUGGGCAUAAAAAUGAAGUUUGGUUUGUGCAGUUUUCUAAUAAUGGGGAGUACCUCGCCUCUUCAUCUAAUGAUUGCACAGCUAUCAUAUGGAAGGUGCUGGAAGAUGGAGAAUUGACACUGAAACACACACUACAAGGUCACAAAAGUCCUGUAUCUUUCGUGGCGUGGAGUCCUGAUGACACUAAGUUGCUCACAUGUGGGAAUGCAGAAGUCUUGAAGCUGUGGGAUGUUGAAACAGGUACUUGCAAGCACACAUUUGGGAGUCAUGGCUUCGUUGUGAGCUCAUGUGCCUGGUUUCCCAACUCAAAGCAUAUUGUGUGUGGCAGCUCCGACCCUGAAAAGGGCAUCUGCAUGUGGGACUGUGAUGGAAAUGAGCUAAAGGCUUGGAGAGGAGUUAGGAUGCCUAAAGUUGUAGAUCUUGCUGUUACAUCAGAUGGGCAGUACCUUAUCACCGUAUUCAUGGAAAAAGAGAUUCGGAUUUUGCAUUUGGGGACGAAUAUAGAUCGAGUCAUUUCAGAGGAACACCCAAUCACAUCCCUUACAGUUUCAGGAGAUGGCAAAUUCUUCAUCGUCAAUUUGAACAGCCAGGAGAUUCAUAUGUGGGAUGUGGGUGGGGAAUGGGAUAAGCCAUUGAGGUACAAGGGCCACAAGCAACACAAAUAUGUGAUAAGGUCAUGCUUUGGUGGAUUGAAUAGCACAUUCAUUGCCAGCGGUAGCGAGAAUUCAGAGGUCUACAUUUGGAACCGCCGGAACUCAAAACCAAUAGAGGUUUUAUCUGGGCACACGAUGACUGUGAAUUGUGUCAGCUGGAACCCUAGAAGACCACAAAUGUUGGCAUCUGCCAGUGAUGAUCAUACAAUUCGUAUAUGGGGACCCAGCUUAUCAAAAAAAGAUUGAAACUAGAGUAUAUUAGUUUGAGCAAGGCUGGAUGUGAUUUUCAAACCUUAGCCUAGUGUAUAUAGAUAAGUUACAUUCUUUUCCCCAUAAGCCUAGUUUUUCAGCGCGAUUUUGUAUGUAAAACCCUGAUUUUCCUAUUAAAUUUUCGUUAUUUCCA
This is a messenger RNA of Prosopis cineraria, 2234 nucleotides long. RefSeq names its product WD repeat-containing protein WDS homolog. NCBI's taxonomy places the organism in Eukaryota, Viridiplantae, Streptophyta, Magnoliopsida, Fabales, Fabaceae. Bases 440 to 2077 code for a protein of 545 amino acids. Gene Ontology annotation, molecular function: protein binding. The record is from RefSeq and is a predicted model, not a curated record. The transcript is spliced from 5 exons.